Molecule: messenger RNA, 1251 nt
Organism: Camellia sinensis
Lineage: Eukaryota; Viridiplantae; Streptophyta; Magnoliopsida; Ericales; Theaceae
Product: vacuolar iron transporter homolog 4
Biological process (GO): intracellular manganese ion homeostasis
Molecular function (GO): manganese ion transmembrane transporter activity
Source: RefSeq, a predicted model, not a curated record
CCUUCAAGGCAUGUGUCCACCACACUCCUCUACUACCUCCCUAUUCUUCCUCAUCACCAUCUUCUUGCUUAUCAACUCUCUAUCAUUUUCCUUUCCAUGGCUUCCAACCAAACAUCUCUUCAUGACGUGAAAUUCUCAAUCCCCAUUCAAGACGUCGAGCAACAAACAAGCCUAGAAAUCGAAGAAAAGGACUUUAUUGAUUACUCCAAACGGUCCCAAUGGUUACGUGCAGCGGUCCUAGGAGCCAACGAUGGGUUAAUUUCUACUGCCUCUUUAAUGAUGGGUGUUGGAGCUGUCAAGCAAGACAUUAAGGCCAUGAUCCUCACCGGCUUUGCUGGCUUGGUGGCCGGUGCUUGUAGCAUGGCUAUUGGAGAGUUUGUCUCCGUUUACUCUCAACUCGAUAUAGAAGUGGCUCAAAUGAAGAGAGACAAGAAAAGGGUUGCUGUUGUUGGCGGUGGUGAAGAGAGAAAAGAAGAAGAAGAAGAGAGAGAGGGAGAGAAGGAGAGUUUGCCUAAUCCGGUGCAGGCAGCUUCAGCUUCGGCUCUUGCUUUCUCAGUUGGUGCAAUGGUGCCAUUGCUAGCUGCAUCAUUUAUAAGGGAGUAUAAGGUAAGAGUAGGGGUGGUAGUUGGAGCAGUGAGCUUGGCUUUGGUGGUGUUUGGGUGGUUGGGGGCUACUUUAGGAAAGGCACCAGCUGCUAGGGCUGCAAUUAGGGUAUUGGUUGGAGGGUGGCUAGCUAUGGCCAUUACCUUUGGUUUGACAAUGCUUAUUGGUUCAAGUGGGCUUUAAACAACUAUUGUAUGUUUUAGUUUUGCUUAAUGCUAAAUAUAAACAGAUCUUUUAUCAGAUUUUUUUAUUAUUAGACACAAAAUUAAUAGGAUCCACAUUAAUAAAUACAUGUGGAAUUCAUAUUUUAUGUCUAAUGAUAAAACAAUCAGAUAAAAAUACGUUGUUGUGUAAUAUAUAUAUAUAUAUAUGUAUAUAUACGUUGUUGUAUAUAUUUUUGCUUGUAUGUUAAGUUUUGUUUGCCCUCCGUAUAUGGUUUUUCUUUGUUUUGGUCAAGUGGGCUUUAACUGUCUCUACCUUUUUUUUCUUUUUUCUUUUUUCUUUUUUUUUGGGUUUUUAUAUUGUUGAAAUGCCCGUGGAAGAGCAUUCCCUUUGACUGGGGUGCUUGAAAGAAAAGGAAGGGAAAAGGACGAAGAAUUUUGCUUUCUUGUAUCGUUUUAUGUAUCAAAAAAAUAGAAUGUUGGUGUA